This is a messenger RNA of Lachancea fermentati, 2436 nucleotides long. NCBI's taxonomy places the organism in Eukaryota, Fungi, Ascomycota, Saccharomycetes, Saccharomycetales, Saccharomycetaceae. The record is from the annotation of a GenBank genome assembly.
AUGGCCGGAUCGCAACUCAAGAAUUUGAAACGGACCUUGAAGGAAAAUGGCUUAACCGGUCAGGCUAAUGUCAAAGGAUCCAAGAAUGCUAAGAAAAAACCAAGAGAGCACGAUCGUGAGGAAAGGGCCAAAGUGAUCGCUAAAAUCCGUGAGCAAUUCAAUCCAUUUGAGAUUAAGGUUAAUCGUAAUAAGAAAGAGGCAGCUGGCUCUAAAAAUGAUAAAAAACCAGUUGGUAAGCCUGGUAUUUCGAAACAAAUCGGAGAAGAUCAGAGACGACAGGCUUAUGAGUUGAGAAAUUCAAGGAAGAACAAAAAUGGUGGAAUAGUUGAUAGACGUUUUGGUGAAAAAAAUAAGCACCUGAGUAGUGAAGAAAAGAUGUUGGAGCGUUUUACGAGAGAAAGACAACACCAGUCAUCCUCGAAGAAAUCCUUAUUCAAUUUGGACGACGAUGAGGACGACGACAUAUAUGGCGAAAAAUUGACCCAUUAUGGUAAGUCUUUGGCUCUAGAAGAUGAUUUUGAUGAGGGAGACUUGGGGCUAAGCGAUGACAAUGACGGUGUCACCAAAAGUUCUAAAUCGAAAUGGAGCGAGCAUUUCGCUUCUGAAGAUGAACAGCCCAGAAAGAAAACAAAGGCAGAGGUGAUGCAAGAAGUGAUUGCUAAAUCCAAGUUUUAUAAGCAUGAAAGACAAAAGGCUCAGGAGGAGCUUGAAGAUCAAAUUGGGGAUUUGGAUGAAGAUUUCGAGGAUGUUAUGUCGGCUCUUAAUGCGCUACCCAAGAAAAAGCUCCCAGUUCAGGCUGACGAUGUCGACAAGGGAUAUGAUAUUAAGGUAAAGGAGUUGAAUCUCGAGAGAAGAGCGGCACCUGCUGAUCGUACUAAGACUGAAGAAGAAUUGAGAAAAGAAGACGAAGAAAGACGCCAAAAGCUCGAACAGGAUCGAAUCAAUAGAAUGAGCGGCAUGGUCAACUUUGAAGAUGAAAGGGGUGUGGAAGAUCUUGAUGACGGUUUUUGGGGCGGUGAUGAUUCCGAAGAGGAAAUGUAUGGAGAAGAUGAGGACGAUCUGGUCAACUCAGAUAAUGAUGUGCCGCUCAGUGAUGAUGAGCACAAAGGACAUGUUCAUACAAAGGCUUCUUCAGCAAUUCCAUGUCCUUCAAGUCAUGCGGAGCUCCUUGGCUAUCUCGAAGAUUAUCCUUUUGAAGAGCAUCCAAAGUUAGUCAAAAAUAUUAUCAGAAAAUAUCAACCAAGGUUUGCAGAAGGGAAUAAUACAAGAUUAGGCGUAUUUACCGGUAUCUUGUUGAAGCACAUACUAUUUCUUUCGACAAGCUAUGAUGCGAAAGAUGUCCAGAGUGUAAAAGAUGUCGAGAAUUCGAUGAUUACAACUCUCAAGGUCCUUUCUGAAAAGUAUAAUGAACCUCUAUCGAUCACCUGUCGAGAAAUAAUCGAAGAUAUGCAAGAAAGAUUCAAAAGUCAACAAUAUUAUGGUUUGAAGGCUUCGGAUUUGGUGUUUUUCACUCUUGUGGGAUGUUUAUUUUCGACAUCUGAUCAUUAUCACCUGGUAGUAACACCGUGCAGUAUCUUGAUUGGUGAAUUUUUGGAGCAAAUAAAACUGAAUACUUUCCAAAAGCUGAUAUUCUGUGCGGUAUUGGCUAGAAUUUCAUUACAGUAUCAGAGAAUAAGCAAGAGGUUUGUUCCUGAGUUGGCUUAUUUCUUUGAGAAAUCGUUAAUCUCAUUGUUGCCUUCAACGAAUGAUGUCAACAAAGCAAAAAGGUUUUCUGAGCAGAACACCGAAUCAUGCCCUUUGAAUUUGCCUGAACAAUUUGACUUUGAAAGCAUGCCACAACUAAACUUAAAUCUGCGUAUGCUUUUCAAGAGUGAUUUCGAAUUCACAGACGAAGUUAAAGUAGCACUCCUCUUCAAUAUUUUGGAGAGUUUAGACCAAGUUUUAUGCAAUAUCUGGAAAGAAUUAUCUGCUUUCAAAGAGCUUGUACUUCCAUUUAAGCCCAUUCUUGAGGAGUAUGUUGCAAAAUUUCCAAGUCUUGAGAAAGCAAAAGGAAUUCUCGAGAAGAUUGAGAGGCUUGAGAGGUUUCAGGAGCAUUAUCCCUUAUCGUUACAAAACCAUAAACCGGUUAGUAUUCCCACGUAUGCUCCAAAGUACGAGGACAAUUUCAACCCAGAAAAGAAAUCUUACGAUCCUGACAGAUCAAGAAAUGAACUUAACAAGAUGAAGGCGCAAAUCAAGAAAGAGCGCAAGUUCACCAUGAAAGAGAUCCGUAAAGAUACCAAAUUCGAAGCUCGGAAGCAGAUUGACGCAAAGAAGAAAGAACAAGAAGAAUACCAUGCGAAGAUGGCGCGCAUCAUCAAUACUAUCAGCACAGAAGAAGGCAGGGAAAAAAGUAAAUAUGAGCGGGAGAAAAAGCUGCGUAGUAGCAAAAAAUAA